GGUAAAAAGUACUUCUGUACUGUACAUCUCAGGUAUCUACUUCCGGAAGUACUUCCAUACAACAAAAAUGGAGGUAUGUAGCUCUCAGACCUACUUCUGGAAGUACGUAAAUACUUUCGUAAUGAACUUUACUGUUGCUUCACUAGCUACUCAAAUGAUACUGUUGUUCCAAGACGACAAGCUAUGGACUGGGCAAGGCCUUGAUUUAUACUUCACCACUUCAUUCACCAAGCCGACUACGGAGUAUUUGUGUUGACUUUUAAUAGUUUUACAUUUUCGCAAUAUGGCCACAUGACAGCGAGUGAACUUGCGUUUGCCAUAAGACAGGGUCUCGCCGAGUUGAAAUAAUGAAGGUUACUAACAUGACCACGAAGACGGACUUCUAUCAAACGAACCCACCACUUAGAAAGUAGUUGCCAAUUUGGAUUUUAUGUCUGACCUGGGUGUUAUCUUUUCGAUAAAAUGUGCCCAAAUCUACGCUAACUGAGCUGUCAUUGGCCUCAAUGUCUAGUUUUCCCUGCAGCUCAAACAUACCGCGUUCGCGAGUAGCCCCUCGAGUACACCUGAUCCUGAGAAAGACACUGAUUGGCUGGUAAGCUGACAAGCGCUUAUUCACUUAAUACCUUAAAGACAUACACAACGUAUUUAGCCAGGAACUGAUCAAGAGGUUGCUGAAGGAGUUCGUUCGAGUUCGGAAUAUUAACCAGGGCCCUGCGGUUUG
This is a messenger RNA of Micromonas pusilla CCMP1545, 721 nucleotides long. RefSeq lists its product as uncharacterized. The coding region runs from base 68 to 256 and encodes 62 amino acids. The transcript has 3 exons. Lineage: Eukaryota; Viridiplantae; Chlorophyta; Mamiellophyceae; Mamiellales; Mamiellaceae. The record is from RefSeq and is a predicted model, not a curated record.